AAAUCCAGGGUUUAUACACAUCGUUGGCCACUAUCCAUUACAGCUCUAAUUGCGGACGUCUCGCUCUUCAGAACGCACGUCUCUCUUCGGUCCAAAAUGGUCAACUGCAGGACCGCAGCUUUGUUUCCGCAGUCAUCACUAUAUGUUCGCUCCAACGUCAGAGAGUUUGGAGAGAAAGAAACAAUAUAUAUCUCCUCUGACUCACUGGAAUAAGCCGAGACACCACAUGCAACCCCGCCUCCUCCUCCACCUCCUUCUCCUUCUCUAGCUGGAAGAAUUGUGACGGCAUUUGGGAAAAGCCAGUGAGAAGAGCUGCGAGGAGCUGCAGUGUGUAUUGGCCACUGCGGUGCUUCAGAAUGGCGGAGGGGGGCGGCAGGUGCAGUGGAUCUGGGAUGCUGAACGGGGACCGCGGGGGAUGGACCAACUAAUCACCCUCCCGCACGUUCUGCCAGCAUCAGAACCACGCCGUGACAGAUCUGGACUUAGGCUAUUCUAUCUUCAGGAAAUAUUAAGACUGCAAUGAACUACACCACUACCAGAUGUAAGGGGAAAUAUAUGCAACACCGUACCUUUUUAGGCUAAUUUCUGAAAUGUUUAAAAUCUGUCUUGAAGACAAAAAUUCGCGUGCUCCUAAUUAAUGAGCUGGUCACAUUUGCUGCGAGCGAGGCGAGACACUAGGCACUAUUGCCAAAUGCCAUCAAUUAAAUACUUUACUUCUACACUAUAACCAAGUAAAGCUAUAGGCUUUACAUUUAAUCGUGACGUAUUAGUGUGUACAUCCGUUGGGCUGUGGAGACAUUAGUGCCCGGGAUGAUUGUAUUGGUUGGUUUUAUCGCCGUCGCGUAACGGUGUCUGUCGGUGUGUGUUCAGAGCCCCGAGCUGUUCCAUGCCGCCUGUCGACACUACAGCAGCCUGCGCGCCUCAGAGCUAACGGAAUAACGGGAUAUAGUACUGUGCUGGGGACUGGAUCGGUGUCGUCGCCGGUGCACCAGAACAGGCCACCUUGCACUCUACCGGCUGGAGAAAAGCACUACAACAUUAAGCAGCGGGUUUCCUCACUAGAAGAUUUGUCAUAUUUUUUUCUCUCUCUUGUUAAACGGAUUGGAACUCCACACUUAUGACAAAUUGGGGGUUAUUCGAUCAUAUGGAGAGAGAGAGGAUCAAUAAUUAUUUCCUCACGUCUUCUUCUUCAUUUUCUUCAUUUUCUUCUCCUUCUUCUUCUUCUUCUCCUUCUCCUUCUUCACCCCUGCAGCACAAGCAAGAAGAACUGUCGAAGACGUUUAUUUUUUCUCUUCUACAGCAUUGGACAAAGAAUGCUGCAUUCUACUGAAUGGACAUGGACAAGAGAGACACAGGAUCCUUGUUGCCACGGAGAAGAACAAGGAGCACAUGAAUAGAUGUAGAUUCAAAGAUGAUCCUAUUCAAGACGUAUUCAAAGGGGACCAGGGAUGACCAAGUGAAAGAGUUGGACCCCUUUACUUUUCUUCCACGGAACAUGGUCUUCCUGUCUGUCCUUUUUGAUAAGGGCCUCUGUUCUUCUUCUUCGUUGGAAAUAACAGACUAUUAUAGGACAACUAUUUGACUUGGUGACAUUGUGUUAUAUGAUUUCAGAAGAUGGGUUCAGACCCCUUCAAGAUCACCUGACCUGAUUGGACCAACCGGAUGUUGGAGGCGCCAACCGACGUCUCUGGCAGGGCAAAACCAGGAACUAUAACAUCUUGAUCCUCUAGAGGGACCUUUUUAAAGUCGCCCCUCUCCCCCCCACUUCCUUCUGGUGGGGGGGAGGGCAUAGCAGUUAGCCUAUCACAGCUCAGGACUUGUCCCUUCAAUAGCCAGUUAGCCUAUCACAACCAGGUCUGGUCCCUUUGUUAGCAAGUUAGCCUAUCACAACUCAGGACUGGUCCCUUUGUUAGCUUGUUAGCCUAUCACAGCUCAGGACUGGUCCCUUUGUUAGCUUGUUAGCGUAUCACAGCUCAGGACUGGUCCCUUUGUUAGCUUGUUAGCCUAUCACAGCUCAGGACUGGUCCCUUUGUUAGCUUGUUAGCGUAUCACCUGUGAGGAUACUGAGACCAGGACCAGACCAGCAGCAUGGAGGCUAGUCAGGGUCACAGCCAGGGCAGCCCAGAGAGCACUAACCGGGCCGUGGAGUACCUCCUGGAGCUCAACAACAUCAUAGAGAGCCAGCAGAAGCUCCUGGACACCCAGAGGCACCGUAUCGAUGAGCUAGAGGUCCAGUUAGACCGCCUGGCCCAGGAGAAUAAAGAUCUACGCCUGGACCGUCAACGACCUUUACCCCCUGAACCCCCACCACCACCUGGCCCCCCGCCACCACCUGCCAACAAAACUAGCCACACCGCCAUACCCUCCGUACCAGUUCGCCCGGUUCAGACCAAGUCCUUUAGUAGUACCAGAACCAACACUACAGCCAUACCCUCCGUACCAGUUCGCCCGGUUCAGACCCAGUCCUUUUAUAGUACCAGUACCAACACUACAGCCAUACCGGCCUCCGCACCCCCGGUACCUGUAUGGGAUAAACACACCCCUCGAACCCCCAAGACCCCCCACCGUACACCCCAAACCCCAAAACAAACCCCCGUCACCACCCAGACCCCCCGCACCCCCCAGACCCCUAAACGAACCCCCCACACCCCGCUGACCCGGACCAUCUCGACCGGAACAGGGACCAGUUUCGUGGAGAUGGAGAAGGAGAGAUUAAACAGGAUGGAGAAAGAGAGGACAGAGAGACUUAAUAGUUCCACCUUGGGAAAUCCCACCAGCCACCCACACAGCCACAGACAGUCAACACCUUAUUCCACCUGUUGCGCUUCUUCUUCUCGUUCCAAUCCUCCUACCACCAGCACCACCACCACCACCGUCACUACUACUACUCCUGUUCCUAGUUCUACCUCCUCCCUCCACAGCAGUCUGACAGCUAACAGUCAGUCCAGCUCCACCCUCCACCAGUACUGUUGCCCUGCCCGGCUGCUCCUGCCCAAGCCGCCUUGCGCCCUCCCCCCAUCCAGGCACUCCGACCAGGCAAGAGAGGACGAAGAUGAUGACAUCGCCCAUCAGUUCUGUUGCCCCGCCUCUGAGUGCAGUAGCCCGUCCUCUAGGUAACCAGCCGAUCACUUGAACCUCCUUCCCGUUUUUUACCCUUGACCUCCAAACAACCUUACGGAGAAAACGCUGAGGGCAACAACUGGACACAACUCGUUGGUCGGGGUUUGAAAAAUAUAUAAACUUUUAAAACGCACAAACCUGGCUGGAGACAAGGCAGGAGCUCAGCUACACUGAACUGUAGUCGGGGACUUGGGGACUGAUCUGGUCUGGACUAUCUCUGGUCUGGACUAGCUCUCGUCUGGACUAUCUCUGGACUGAAUCUUUACAUGCCAGAUUUUACUGUACCUCCCUUCCCUGUCCUUACCAGCAUGUCACCCUUACAACCUUGCCUAACUCCGAAUGACACAAGGCAGUCCUGAUCGGUUGACCCCCUCAGACUCUGACCGUUGAAGUGUAGCGUAGGCAGUCUGAUCUCUGACCUUGGCAGUGUGUGAAGAGAACUCACCUACGGCGCCGGGCCCGGGUCAACUGAUGACGAGACGACGGAAGAAAGAAACAAAACGGAAAAUGAACCCUUUAGAUUCUUUCUGUAGCUCAUAUAUAUCUACUUCCUGUAUACUGCCCUCUAGUGUCUGUAUGCUGUCUCUUUUUACUCCUUUAAAUCUCACUCUUUCUUCUUCAUCUCCUUGUGAACCUUCCUCUUUCCCUCUUAUCGUUCAGUGAGAGAGGACAUGGUGGGUUUAACUCUAUUCUAACCGUACGGGAAAAUAAUGAGAAAUACAUAACAUCUUCCUGAUUCAGUGCCAAGAAAAGCUCUUAGUUUUCAACUCCUUAAACUUUAAAAUAUUGUAAUGUUUUGUGAACAGAAGAGUUAUGCUUUAUGAGCAAAAUAUCUGAAGAAAAAUAUUUAUUUAAAUUAAAACAUAUUUUAGUUAGAUUUCCCUUUUCUCAUUAGAGAAUACCGAAAUGAUAUGGCCCUUUAGUAGUUCGCAGCAUAAACACAUAGAAACAUUAUGUCUGCCCCAAACCCAGUAAGACUCGUAAGUCAACUCAUAUUGAGUGUGAAUAGUAAGCUAUGGCAAGGCCAAGGGAUGGGUGGGGCUAGAAAACGUUACACAUGGGGUUCAAAUCUAAUCAGAACAGGGUAACCAUGGUCUCACACUGAUCCCCAUCCAGACAUUCUGUAAAUAUCGAAAUAGGAACAACCAGCGGCAUUAUAGUUCGCUAGGCGCUACUUCCCCCUACCCCUUACACAGAUAUAGGACACUACCAUAGCGGUGGUUAGAUACAAGGACACUAGCAUAGAGGUGGUUAGAUAUAGGACACUAGCAUAGAGGUGGUUAAAUAUAGGACAAUACCAUAGAGGUGGUUAGAUACAGGACACUAGCACAGAGGUGGUUAGAUAUAGGACACUAGCAUAGAGGUGGUUAAUUACAGGACACUAGCAUAGAGGUUGUUAGAUACAGGACACUACCAUAGAUGUGGUUAGAUGAAGGACACUAGCAUAGAGGUGGUUAGAUACAGGACACUACCAUAGAGGUGGUUAGAUACAGGACACUAGCAUAGAGGUGGUUAGACACAGGACACUAGCAUAGAGGUGGUUAGAUACAGGACACUAGCAUAGAGGUGGUUAGAUGGACACUAGCAUAGAGGUGGUUAGAUACAGGACACUAGCAUAGAGGUGGUUAGAUACAGGACACUAGCAUAGAGGUGGUUAGAUACAGGACACUAGCAUAGAGGUGGUUAGAUACAGGACCCUAGCAUAGAGGUGGUUAGAUACAGGACACUAGCAUAGAGGUGGUUAGAUAUAGGACACUAGCAUAGAGGUGGUUAAAUAUAGGACAAUACCAUAGAGGUGGUUAGAUAUAGGACACUAGCAUAGAGGUGGUUAGAUAUAGGACACUAGCAUAGAGGUGGUUAAAUAUAGGACACUACCACAGAGGUGGUUAGAUACAGGACACUAGCAUAGAGGUUGUUAGAUACAGGACACUACCAUAGAUGUGGUUAGAUGAAGGACACUAGCAUAGGGGUGGUUAGAUACAGGACACUACCAUAGAGGUGGUUAGAUACAGGACACUAGCAUAGAGGUGGUUAGACACAGGACACUAGCAUAGAGGUGGUUAGAUACAGGACACUAGCAUAGAGGUGGUUAGAUGAAGGACACUACCAUAGAGGUGGUUAGAUACAGGACACUACCAUAGAGGUGGUUAGAUGAAGGACACUAGCAUAGAGGUGGUUAGAUACAGGACACUACCAUAGAGGUGGUUAGAUGAAGGACACUGGCAUAGAGGUGAUUAGAUAUAGGACACUAGCAGAGAGGUGGUUAGAUACAGGACACUAGCAUAGAGGUGGUUAGAUGAAGGACACUAGCAUAGAGGUGGUUAGAUACAGGACACUAGAAUAGAGGUGGUAAGACACAGAACACUAGCAUAGAGGUGGUAAGACACAGGACACUAGCACAGAGGUGGUAAGACACAGGACACUAGCAUAUAGGUGGCUAGAUAAGGACAUUAGAGUAGAGAUGGUUAGAUACAGGACACUACCAUAGAGGUGGUAAGAUACAGGACACUACCAUAGAGGUGGUAAGACACAGGACACUAGCAUAGAGGUGGUUAGAUAUAGGAAACUAGCAUAGAGGUGGUUAGAUACAGGACACUAGCAUAGAGGUGGUUAGAUGAAGGACACUAGCAUAGAGGUGGUUAGAUACAGGACACUAGAAUAGAGGUGGUAAGACACAGGACACUAGCAUAGAGGUGGUAAGACGCAGGACACUAGCACAGAGGUGGUAAGACACAGGACACUAGCAUAUAGGUGGCUAGAUAAGGACAUUAGAGUAGAGAUGGAUAGAUACAGGACACUACCAUAGAGGUGGUAAGAUACAGGACACUACCAUAGAGGUGGUAAGACACAGGACACUAGCAUAGAGGUGGCUAGAUAAGGACAUUAGAGUAGAGAUGGUUAGAUACAGGACACUACCAUAGAGGUGGUAAGAUACAGGACACUACCAUAGAGGUGGUAAGACACAGGACACUAGCAUAGAGGUGGUUAGAUACAGGACACUAGCAUAGAGGUGGUUAGAUACAGGACACUAGCAUAGAGGUGGUUAGAUACAGGACACUAGCAUAGAGGUGGUUAGAUACAGGACAAUACCAUAGAGGUGGUUAGAUACAGGACACUACCAUAGAGUUGGUUAGAUACAGGACACUAGCAUAGAGGUGGUUAGAUACAGGACAAUACCAUAGAGGUGGUUAGAGACAGGACACUACCAUAGAGUUGGUUAGAUGAAGGACACUAGCAUAGAGGUGGUUAGAUACAGGACACUAGAAUAGAGGUGGUAAGACACAGAACACUAGCAUAGAGGUGGUAAGACACAGGACACUAGCACAGAGGUGGUAAGACACAGGACACUAGCAUAGAGGUGUCUAGAUGAGGACAUUAGAGUAGAGAUGGUUAGAUACAGGACACUACCAUAGAGGUGGUAAGAUACAGGACACUACCAUAGAGGUGGUAAGACACAGGACACUAGCAUAGAGGUGGUUAGAUAUAGGAAACUAGCAUAGAGGUGGUUAGAUACAGGACACUAGCAUAGAGGUGGUUAGAUGAAGGACACUAGCAUAGAGGUGGUUAGAUACAGGACACUAGAAUAGAGGUGGUAAGACACAGGACACUAGCAUAGAGGUGGUAAGACACAGGACACUAGCACAGAGGUGGUAAGACACAGGACAUUAGCAUAGAGGUGGCUAGAUAAGGACAUUAGAGUAGAGAUGGAUAGAUACAGGACACUACCAUAGAGGUGGUAAGAUACAGGACACUACCAUAGAGGUGGUAAGACACAGGACACUAGCAUAGAGGUGGCUAGAUAAGGACAUUAGAGUAGAGAUGGUUAGAUACAGGACACUACCAUAGAGGUGGUAAGAUACAGGACACUACCAUAGAGGUGGUAAGACACAGGACACUAGCAUAGAGGUGGCUAGAUAAGGACAUUAGAGUAGAGAUAGUUAGAUACAGGACACUACCAUAGAGGUGGUAAGAUACAGGACACUACCAUAGAGGUUGUUAGAUACAGGACAAUACCAUAGAGGUGGUUAGAUACAGGACACUACCAUAGAGUUGGUUAGAUGACGGACACUAGCAUAGAGGUGGUUAGAUACAGGACACUAGCAUCGAGGUGGUUAGAUACAGGACACUAGCAUAGAGGUGGUUAGAUACAGGACACUAGCAUAGAGGUGGUUAGAUACAGGACAAUACCAUAGAGGUGGUUAGAUACAGGACACUACCAUAGAGUUGGUUAGAUGACUGACACUAGCAUAGAGGUGGUUAGAUACAGGACACUAGCAUAGAGGUGGUUAGAUACAGGACACUAGCAUAGAGGUGGUUAGACACAGGACACUAGCAUAGAGGUGGUUAGAUACAGGACACUAGCAUAGAGGUGGUUAGAUACAGGACACAACCAUAGAGGUGGUUAGAUACAGGACACUAGCAUAGAGGUUGUUAGAUACAGGACACUACCAUAGAGGUGGUUAGAUACAGGACACUACCAUAGAGUUGGUUAGAUGACGGACACUAGCAUAGAGGUGGUUAGAUACAGGACACUAGCAUAGAGGUUGUUAGAUACAGGACAAUACCAUAGAGGUGGUUAGAUACAGGACACUACCAUAGAGUUGGUUAGAUGACGGACACUAGCAUAGAGGUGGUUAGAUACAGGACACUAGCAUAGAGGUGGUUAGAUACAGGACACUAGCAUAGAGGUGGUUAGAUACAGGACACUACCAUAGAGGUGGUAAGAUACAGGACA
Molecule: messenger RNA, 7855 nt
Organism: Oncorhynchus mykiss (rainbow trout)
Lineage: Eukaryota; Metazoa; Chordata; Actinopteri; Salmoniformes; Salmonidae
Source: RefSeq, a predicted model, not a curated record